Molecule: messenger RNA, 4187 nt
Organism: Impatiens glandulifera
Lineage: Eukaryota; Viridiplantae; Streptophyta; Magnoliopsida; Ericales; Balsaminaceae
Exons: 10
Coding region: 407-3925 (1172 amino acids)
Biological process (GO): protein phosphorylation; signal transduction
Cellular component (GO): cytoplasm
Molecular function (GO): protein kinase activity; protein binding; ATP binding
Source: RefSeq, a predicted model, not a curated record
GCGGUUAAAACCUGGUCCUCUCUCCUUUGUGGAUGCCGCCUAUUUCUCUGCAAUUUCGAUCUUCGUCAUCCGAGAUGAUGACUAUGAACAAGGCGUAAACUGCGAGCUCUUCCCCUUCUCCAUCUCCCGUGAAUCUCUCUCUCAACUCUUCACCGAUUAUCAUCCAAAAUUCUCUCAACUGUCAAUCCCGAUCGCCCUCCACAUUCAUUGUUGGAAUCUAAUAUUUUGGGUUUAUUCUCCACCAAGAUUGAUUUCCUCUUUGCUAUCCUCUCAACCUGCUGAGCUAAUACCUAUAUAUUUCUAGAUAGAGAAUGUUUCAGGUUUCUACUGUCUGAGGAUGAUUCAAAUAUAUCAGCAAAUUUCGUGAACUGCAGCUAAACAAACAGAGAGUUAAUCUGCUGAAGCUAUGAAUAAUGGGGCAUUUGGUCAUUCUAAUGGCCGGGUGCAUCAAGAGUCCAACCCUUUUAUUCAAAAGAAUGGGAUGGCAUCAGGACAAAGAGUAAAUAAUAUGUUUCUGCAGACCAGAGAUGAAUUUCCAUUGGAUAAUUUUCAACAUGUUCCUUCUGUGGAAACUUUGCCACCAGGCCAUGAGCAGAGAACUAUACUCAAUGGUAAUAUGAACAACCAAAUGGAAUAUGAGGAUAUCUCCAAAAUUCUUGGUUUGGAGAGGAUGAGUUCCCAGUUUAGUUCCGACACAAAUGACUUUUCUCAUGUAAAAGGUGCAGAGCUUGCGGAGGACUUUUUUACUAACCAAGCAUUUCGAGUCCAACAAGUAAAUUCUCACAGUGAGACUGGGCAGCUAAAUGUUGCCAGUGGUGCAACAAACCAUUAUCCACCCAUGAAUAGUUCUGAACGCUCUAACACUUUCCGAUCUUCUUCAUUUGGAGUUCCAGAUGGGUCUCAAGUUAAAUUGAAAUUCCUGUGCAGCUUUGGUGGAAAAGUCUUACCUCGGCCAAGUGAUGGAAAGCUCAGGUAUGUAGGGGGGGACACAAGAAUAAUUUCUCUGUGCAAGAAUAUUACAUGGGAAGAACUUGUAAGGAAAACCUGUGAGAUCUUUAGCCAACCUCACACAAUUAAGUAUCAGCUACCUGAAGAAGAUCUUGACGCCCUCAUAUCUGUGUCCACGGUAGAGGAUCUUCAGAAUAUGAUUGAAGAGUACCAUGAACUUGAAAGAGGAGGAGGUUCUCAAAAGCUCCGAAUAUUCUUGAUCACUCUUGGAGAAUCUGAGGAUGCACAAACUCUUGAUUCCUGCCCGAAUCAUGAAUGCAACCACGAUGUCCAAUAUGUGGCAGCUGUGAAUGGUGUAGCUAAACCAGGUUCACAAAGCAAUAAUGGACUUCAUAUGGUAAACAGUGCUAUUAAUUCAAGAACUAAUGUCGAAAACAAGAAUAUUCACGCUGAUUCAUAUGCCAGUUCCCAGUUUGAAAAUGAAGCUCAAGACUUGAUAGCUCUUCCUCAUCAAUUACCUUCUUUUUCCUCAGCACCGGGUAUGCAAGGGGAGCUUAGAAGUGUGCGUGGACAAUUGGACAAAGAUAACUUUUUUGGUGAUGUUACUGAGACUAACAGCUUGUGCAGUACUCGUCUACCUCCUGAAAACAUCAGCAAUGGUACUUCUGUUUGUUAUCCUCCAGGCAAUGGUGUAACACCUACUCUAUGCAAUAUUCCUAGUAAAACUGAUAUUGGCAUCCAGCAAAUUAAACAAAGAGAAGUAGAGUUUAAUAACAGCCUUUCUACUAGGGAAUUCUCGAUUCCUCCAAGUUCUGAUCAAGACAAAAGGACAUUUUUUGGAGAAAGAAGUUUGUUUUUCGACAAACCAGUUAUCUCUCCAGAAGAAUCAUCAAAUGCUCUGUCAGAAGCUAAGGAGCCAAUUAAUUCUUGUGGAGUCUUGCACACCUUUUCUGGUUCACAGCUGCAAGAACAUGAAGGGAUGCCUGUGCAGAUUAAUUCUCAGAUUGCAGAAUAUGCAGCUUUUCAAGGUAAAAUGGAUUCUAAGAAAGACUCUUUAUGUUCAGAAUCAAUGGGAGGGAUAGUGUAUAUGCCUGAUGAAGCAGAUGGUAUGGCUGACAAGUAUAGAUUAACAAGAAAUUUAAGUAAAGAUGCAGCCUCGCUACAAAUCCAUACUAAGCAAAACUUUUCUUGUCCUGAAAUGAUGAAUGGUUUAGCUCAAACAGAUCCCAAUUUGCAUUCAACCAAAACUAUUUCCGGACUCCCCGAUUCUUCCAUGGAGUACAAGUUCAUGUCUCCAAAUAUAUAUUCAGAGCAAAUGCCUAUCCAUAGUAAUGUUCCAGUAAGAAACAUCAAUAACCUGGAGCAGGCUAGUCAUGCAGCACCUAUAAUUGAUUUAAGGUGCUUUACAGAUGCAGCACCAGAGGAGAAGGUAGGGAGAACUCAGGAGCAUCAACAUGUUUUAGAUGGUAAGGUGGGUGGUCAAAAGAGAUUUGAAAUGGAACAAUCCAACAAUUCAGAUUUUCCAGAUUCGUUUUACAGAUCCCAACAGCUUACUUAUGUAAAUCAUCUUGCCGAUUUUGUUACUAGUCUAGUGGAUGACGUCACUAUUCGUCAAUACCCCAUGUUGGAUACUGUUAAUGGCCAGAAGAAUGAAUGUCAUCCUAAACUUGUGCACGAAACUGCUGAUCUAUACUCUUCUGCCACAUGUAAUGCUACUGGUUUGAACACGAAAUUGUCGAAUAUGAUUCCAGAUCCUAUAAUGACUGGAUUUAAGAAUGAAAUUUCUCUCAUAGAUCAUGACUUUGGGAAUUUCCCAAACCACAUGAAGGCAAAUUCAGGCAUUGGUGGAUAUACUGAAGAUUCAAAUUUGUAUGCUGAGCAGAAUCAACCGAAUUCAAGACUUGUUGCUGAACAUGUUUUAGAUGCAACUGCUGCUUAUAUUCCACCUUCUGUAUCGGAGCCUCUUGACAGCUUUCUUGGAGAUUUUGAGUCUGAGGUUGCUAAUGUGGAAAGCAUAAAGAAGGACAUUACUAUAAAUGACACACUAAUUGCUGAGAAAGAAGCCAAUGGAUAUGGGUUGCAGAUCAUUAAAAAUGCAGAUCUUGAAGAACUUCGAGAGUUAGGAUCCGGUACAUAUGGAACUGUAUAUCAUGGGAAUUGGCGGGGUUCAGAUGUUGCCAUUAAGAGAAUCAAGAAUAGCUGCUUUUCUGGGCGAUCAUCAGAGCAAGAACGUUUGACAAAAGAUUUCUGGCGAGAGGCACAUAUUCUUUCUACGCUUCACCACCCUAAUGUCCUUGCUUUCUAUGGGGUUGUCCCAGAUGGGUCUGGGGGAACUUUAGCAACAGUUACCGAAUUCAUGGCAAACGGCUCACUUAGGAAUGUCUUACUGAAGAAAGACAAAUUGCUUGAUCAUCGGAAAAAGCUUAUAAUUGCAAUGGAUGCAGCUUUUGGCAUGGAAUAUUUACAUUCAAAAAGUAUUGUACAUUUUGAUCUGAAAUGUGAUAAUUUGCUGGUCAAUCUAAAGGAUCCACAGCGACCCAUUUGCAAGGUAGGGGAUUUUGGACUCUCAAGAAUUAAACGUAAUACUUUAGUUUCCGGAGGAGUGCGAGGAACCCUUCCAUGGAUGGCACCCGAACUUUUGAAUGGUGGAAGUAAUAAGGUUUCUGAGAAGGUUGAUGUUUUUUCAUUUGGCAUUUCAUUAUGGGAGAUCCUAACAGGAGAGGAACCCUACGCGAAUAUGCAUUGUGGUACAAUCAUUGGGGGAAUCAUAAAAGACAUCCUAAGGCCUCCAAUCCCGGAAAGCUGUGACCCUGAGUGGAGAAAGCUGAUGGAACAAUGUUGGUUGACUGACCCUGCAACUCGGCCAUCGUUCACGGAGAUCACCAAUAGGUUGCGGUCUAUGUCUUCUGUAUCGGUUCAAGCAAAAGCAAAAGCUCAAGAUCAUUCCACGUCAGCAAAGCCCAAUAUCAUCAUCUAGAUGUAGGAAGAAGAAGAAGAAGAAGACAGACACUCAAUGUCAGAAACACUCCUCCCAUUCUAUCUGUAAGUAGUCUUAUAUGUUCAUUGUUUAUUCUUUCUUUUCUUUUUUUAUGGUACAUAUAAAAAGAAGAAGAGACUUCAGAUAAUAGAGAAGUAAGACAUAUGGUGUGGGAUUGUUUGUAUUGUAUAAAGGUCACCAGCUAGCAGUCUUAUCACACUUAUGGACUGCCAUUUUUGUGAGUAAUCCAGUAUUCAUUCAU